Mercurialis annua (annual mercury) is the source of this 1234-nucleotide messenger RNA. RefSeq names its product WAT1-related protein At4g28040-like. The record is from RefSeq and is a predicted model, not a curated record. Gene Ontology annotation, molecular function: transmembrane transporter activity. Lineage: Eukaryota; Viridiplantae; Streptophyta; Magnoliopsida; Malpighiales; Euphorbiaceae. Gene Ontology annotation, cellular component: plasma membrane. Bases 48 to 1106 code for a protein of 352 amino acids. The transcript has 6 exons.
AUUAUGAACAAUAUGAAUUGAUCAAAAAUAUCAAUAGAAGUGUAAGAAUGGACAUGGUAGAAGCAUACAAGCCAGCAAUUACUAUGAUUUUCUUACAAUUCGUAUACGCAGCUCUGAAUCUGUUCGGUAAAGUAGUGUUCUUACAAGGAAUGAGUCCAAGGGUGUUGGUCGUUUACAAGCAUGCAAUUGCAACUUUGACCAUGGCUUCCCUGUCAUUUCUUUCAACAAGGGGCAAUUCUGCUAAGCCUACCCUCGGAUUAAAGGGAUUUGCCUGGACUUUUCUUGCCUCUCUUAUUGGGAUAACUCUGUACCAAAAUGCGUAUUUUGAAGGACUAAAUCUGGCCUCUCCUACUGCAGCCAGUGCAAUUCCUAAUAUAAUCCCUGCCAUCACAUUCCUAUUCUCAGCCAUACUAAGGUUGGAGAAGGUAGAUAUAAGAAGUUUGAGAAGUAUAGCCAAGAUUGGUGGUACCAUCUUGUGUAUAAGUGGAGCCAUUUGCAUGGCUUUACUCAAAGGUCCGAAACUGUUAAACUCGGAACUAGUCUUAUCGCGUUCUGAGGGCGGAAAUUGGGUGUUGGGAUGUCUACUUCUCACCGGAGCUUGUUGUUUGUGGCCACUUUGGCUUAUUAUUCAAGUGCCGGUUUCAGUAAACUGUCCUGAUCACUUGUAUUCAACUGCCUGGAUGUGUUUUUUCGGUACAAUAGAGUGUGCAGUAUUUGCUCUGGUAGUAGAGAAAGAUGCUGCAGUUUGGAAAUUGAAAUCAUAUCUUGAAAUGGGCUUUUGUUUGUUAGGGGGAACAGUAGUGGCGUUGUCAUUGUUUCUUCAAACAUGGUGCAUUUCUAAAAGAGGUCCACUCUUUACUGCAAUGUUCAAUCCUUUGUGCACUGUUAUAGUAGUCAUCUCAGCUGCUAUAUUUCUUCACGAGGAGACGUAUUUGGGGAGCUUGCUUGGUGCUUUAGUUGUCAUAAUUGGUCUUUACAUUGUGCUAUGGGCUAAAGCCGAAGAGGCCGAAGAAAUUCGGAAACCAAAAGAUGAGUCCAGAAUUGUACAAGUGAUCGUCGAUCACUCUCUACGUAAAGCUGAAUUGGAAGAACCACUCCUUUCCUAGAAAUCGGCAUGUUGAUCAAGAAUAUAAUACUUGGCUUGGAUGUUUGGUUUAGUUGUUUCAAAAUCAAAUAUAAAUUGUUCGACUCCCAGCUGCUAAUUUAUAAAAUCAGCAGUCAUUAUUUUUUUUAA